AUGUCCUUAGCUGGUCCAAAUGCAUACUUUGAACCAUACAACGGCGCAACUAGUGUCUCCAAUCAGAUGUUCCAAGCAGGUGAUCACCAAGCGGUCCAUGCUCAGGCCCACGGCGUCGGUGGGUUUCCAACUUGGAGCCCACCUUUAUAUUCCACGCAAUCAUAUAUUCCACUCGAAGGGCCUCUCCUCACAAUGGCAUCUGGGCAACAAAACAAUACGGUUCCCUCGUCCUCCUUGGAUCCUGCUUCUCGCACCUCGUUGCCAGCUCCACAACAUCAGCAUGACCCGACGGCUUUGUCUGACACCUCUCUGAUCCGGGCUUCAGCAAUACCGUCAAAUAUCCCAACUCCCUCAUCCGCAUCGCAUCCUGUGGGCAGCACGGCUCAACCACCUCAACCGGGUCAGGCCAGCACAACAUCCACCUCUUCUGAAGCGGUUCCCAAUGCGCUUAACACUUCUCCGGAAUCAAGCACUGUCGCGCAGUACCUCGCCGAUUUACAAAGGUCUGCGGACUCUCUCAUUCCCGUACGGCCGGAUGUCACUCGAAACAAGAAUAAGUUCGCACCAAAUAAGCGCAAUCCCGAGAAGUUCUGGACCAACUUCUUUUCAGCGACAAUUCCCUCAAAGCAAGCUGCAAAGGAUCUCAUCAUGCACCGUCUGGCAACAAAAACGUGUUUUGACCUGGACAAAGACCAAGCGCUGGUGUGGGAGGAGUUCGUGGACUUCUUCAACCAAUGCGAGCAGAAUUUCGAGUUAAUUCCUCUUAAUGCCCGGAAGGAGCUUGUCGCAGCAAGCUUUACGUCAAUUAUUGGAGAUGCGUAUGCUGCUUUCAAGUUCCCUGCAUUGUCAGUUGUGGUUAUUCCUGGUGACCCUAACAAUGCACCCGAACAAGGAUGUGAAUUCAACAUUGCGCCUCCAGAGAACAAACUAUCCCCUUUAGCAUGGCUUGCACAUGAGCGCCCCAACGUCGCUGCAGGGUUUCGGGCAGGAAUGCAAGCCUAUGCGCACUACUUCUUUGACAGUAUAGCCCCUGAUCACUCGACCACCCUGGCCUUGCCAACCGCACAAGCCGAGACAACCUCUGAGUCGACCGCAGACCAAAGCGACAAUCAGAACAAGAAUAAACGUCGGCUAAAGUCACCAGAUAUAUACAAAGUUCCACUUCUGGGCGAGCGUGAUGGAAUACGGCUCUGGGCACUUGAUGAUAAUGACCGCUACUUGCGUGCAGGACAUGAUGAAUCGAAAUGGGGUUGGAAGUAUAUCAUGGCAAAUAUGGACAAUCUGUGCUAUCCAGAUGUCAUACCCGUCGUAACGGCAGAAAAUAAGCCCACCACCCGAGCUACGCUUCCUGGCGAUGUCAACUGGAACAAAGAUCACCUCAAUGCGUGGAUUGGACUCAUACAGUCUCAUCAAAAGGACAAUCAGCUGGGCAAGGGCAUGCUUUUCAAACCUACUCCGAAGGCAAAGGCAAUUGCUGCGUUCUCUCCAGAGUUGCUCCCUUCAGAGGACUCAAGAACCGUCACAAAUGCCAGGCUAGUGCUCACUAACAGUCCAGAUGAGAACGAUUCGGUCCCUGCCUUUGGUGGUACCCAAAACGUCAACAUUGGGCAGUUAGGGGUCAGUAAUGCUCAAACGCACUCACUGGCACCAGUGCCAGGGUUGCCAUCAGCAGCUUCACCUCUGACAAUUGAACCUGAUCAAAGGCCAUUGCCAGCACCAGCAACCACGCCCGCAGCUGCAAACGUCAUGGUUGACAAGCCCAGGACCGAGGUACCUUAUGAGCAGCUCACCCCCGCCCAAAAACGCAAAAGAACACGUGCACUCAAUCUUGCAAAACAAGCGGCUCAGACCGAGGCUACAAACCCUCGGGUGGCUAGGAGCAGUUUGAACAUUGAAGCAGCGCAGAAUGAUGGCAUUGGCAAACGCAAAGUCGCAUGUUUGGAAAUGUUUGAGAUUGCCCAAUUUGGCCACAGAUGA
Messenger RNA from Serendipita indica DSM 11827, 1977 nucleotides. NCBI's taxonomy places the organism in Eukaryota, Fungi, Basidiomycota, Agaricomycetes, Sebacinales, Serendipitaceae. The record is from the annotation of a GenBank genome assembly.